CCGGGCGCAUGCCGUUGCGCUCCCCGCCGCUAGGCGCGCUCGCGUCGACGUUCGGUGCGGGGCGGAUCGCAGGCUCAGAGCCUUUGCUGUCGCGUGCCCGACGCCGCCGCCCCCCCCAAACCUUCCUCCUGACCGGCCGCUCAGCCGCCGCUGACGCCGCCGCCCCCGCCGCUGCCGCCCUCGCCAGCCGCCGCCAUUUACUGCUGGCUGAGCACCUCCGCGCCGACGGCGAGGCCAUCGUACGUCAUGCCCGGCGGAGGCAAGAAAGAUAUAUCGCCACAACUUCUGUUUCAGUUCAUGACAACGACCGUGAACAAACGAGGUUGAAAAAAGUUACUUAA
Molecule: messenger RNA, 341 nt
Organism: Gryllus bimaculatus (two-spotted cricket)
Lineage: Eukaryota; Metazoa; Arthropoda; Insecta; Orthoptera; Gryllidae
Source: the annotation of a GenBank genome assembly